Molecule: messenger RNA, 1944 nt
Organism: Oryzias latipes (Japanese medaka)
Lineage: Eukaryota; Metazoa; Chordata; Actinopteri; Beloniformes; Adrianichthyidae
Gene: mtg1
Product: mitochondrial ribosome-associated GTPase 1
Biological process (GO): mitochondrial translation
Cellular component (GO): mitochondrion
Molecular function (GO): GTP binding; GTPase activity
Source: RefSeq, a predicted model, not a curated record
ACAAGAGCUUCAAGUCGGCAUGUAAAUACGGUGGCACAUCCGUACGAGAUUCUUGUAACUACUUUGGAAAAACUUUAUCAACUAAAUGGCUGUCCGGAUAAAUUCUUUAGAAAUAUAAGGAGAAAAAAUGAGACUAUUUCCGAGUCUCCGUCAUGUUGACAAGUUCAGGACUGUUUUCGAUUUUGGUGGACGGGAGGUGGCUCAUUGGUUCCCGGGACACAUGGCCAAAGGGCUCAAGCAAAUGAAAGCCAGCCUGAAGAGCGUGGACUGCAUUGUAGAAAUACAUGAUGCCAGGAUCCCUUUAUCUGGAAGAAACCCUUUAUUUCAGAACACACUUGACGUCCGCCCACAUAUUCUUGUUCUCAACAAGAUGGAUUUGGCCGAUCUGUCCAACAAGCAGAAGAUUUUGAAGAAACUUGAAAGAGAUGGGGUAAAGAAUGUCCUGUUUACAGACUGUUUAAAGCAGGCUGACAACAGCAUUAAAAAGGUGAGAACGUUUAAAACAUUAGUUAUAAAGUCACCGUUUCUGUUGCCUGAUGAGGUUUCUUUUCUACAGCUGGUACCAACGGUGCUGGAAAUUCUUGAGAACAAACCACGAUUUAACCGGGAUGAGAAUAUAGAUUACUGCAUGAUGGUGAUUGGAGUUCCCAAUGUUGGAAAAUCAUCUCUCAUCAACGCGCUGAGAAGGACAAAUUUGAAAAAAGGGCGGGCAUCUCGAGUGGGUGGGGAGCCCGGUAUAACUAAAGCUGUUCUGACUAAAAUUCAGGUGAGCGAAAGGCCCAAAAUGUAUCUGCUGGACACACCUGGAGUAUUACCCCCUAAAAUAGAGAGUGUAGAAACAGGCAUGAAGCUGGCUUUAUGUGGAACGAUACUGGAUCACUUAGUGGGUGAAGACAUAAUUGCGGAUUAUUUACUCUACUCUUUGAACAAGCUGAGGAAUUUCAGUUAUGUGGAGAAAUAUGAGCUUCAAGAACCCAGCGAUGACAUCCAGCUCGUCCUGAAACGGAUUGCUGUGAAACUGGGGAAGACUCAGCGGGUCAAGGCUCUCACCGGAGUGGGAAAUAUUACGGUUACCAUCCCAAACUACACGGCAGCAGCUUACGACUUCAUCAGAGCCUUCAGGAAAGGAGAUCUGGGACAAGUCAUGCUGGACUGACGAGACCUGUAGUCCUGCUCUUCACCUCCCAGGACGGAUUCUGCUUCUGUCUCCAUGUGUGGCUGUCAGCGGACCUGCAGCAUGUUAAUAAUAACCAACAUUCUCCUUGUUUUAUGCUUCUUUUUUCAACCAGGCAAGCAAGGCAGCAGUUUGACAGAAUAAACAGGAUAUUUAUUAGCAUAAAGACAGUGAUAACAAACUUUAUUAUGUACACAAGUGUUUGCAGGUUAUAAUGGAGUGCAAUUAUAGCUUUGGAACAGUCUGCUCCUGAGUGCAGAGGAAGUCUGCUGGGGGGGAAUAUGAAAUAAUAAAUAAAGAUAUGAAUACGGUUCAAUUCCAAGUGUUACAAAAUCUUUAAAAAACCUGUAAAUCUGAUUUUUUUUGUUCUUUGACUUCAUAAGGAAAUGUCACCAUCACACAGACAGCCUAACAUGUUUUAAAGGGAAAGGUAAUGAUGUCUGAGGCUGUAAAUUAUAAAAACUAUUCUUAAGAAAAAGUAGCUGAUGGGGGGGUUACAGUUUAAAGAAAGAAAUAAAAGAUGCUGGUGAUUUUUUUCUUCGUCUUGUAAUUCAGUUUUUAACAAAUCACUUCUUUAAAACCAUAAAAGUGAAUGAACUGUGUUAAAUAUGAAAAUGGUGAAAUAUAUUCCAGUAGGUUGGCAGUGGAGUGUUUUUUUAACUGAAGCUUUUUUCCCCUUUUACUGGAAAUAAAAAUCUGACAAAUUUGAGGUGAAAUGUGAGAGGAAUGUACAUUUUCCUUACUGGUAUAAAUGGUUUUGUGUAAAAACA